UACUUCCAUGUUUACAUGUGACGACAAACUUUGAGCCGCGGUUACUCAAUUUCUGGCGUCAUGCUAAGUUGUAGGUUUUCGCGUGUGACGGCUCAUAUAUAUUUUAAAACUUCGUAAAUAUCAGAUAUUAUUUCAAGAUAAAUGCUGUCAGAAUGAUUUGGUUCUAUCUUUGUGGGACACUGUCUCUUAUCGCAGCAGAAACUAUAAAGCCUGGGGGCAAUGCGUGGCCGUCUCGAGAGUUCCGCGGCGUGUGGGUGGCCACUGUGGCAAACAUAGACUGGCCGCUCUCCAAGCACGACUCGCCCAGUCGUCAGAAGUCGGAGCUCGUCUCUCUCCUCGACAAACUGCAGGAACUCAACUUCAACGCCAUCGUCUUUCAGAUUCGAUCAGUUGGCGAUGCAAUGUAUCAGUCAUCCUUGGAGCCGUGGAGCGAAUACCUGACCGGAACUCAGGGCAAAGCACCUUCACCGUUCUACGAUCCUCUACACUUUGUUGUCAAUGAAGCCCACAAGCGUAACAUAGAAGUGCACACGUGGUACAACCCAUACCGGGCCCGCUCUGGCAGCACAUCAAGACACGGGUUGGCGCCCAAUCACAUGGCGGUAAAAUUAUCACAGUACGCAUACGCGUACGGCCACAAUCUGUGGAUGGACCCGGGAGCCAAGGAAGUCCAGGACCAAUGCUACAACGUCGUCAUGGACGUCGUUAAACGCUACGACAUUGACGGCGUUCACAUGGACGACUACUUCUACCCUUACCCAGUGUCCGGCCACGACUUCCCGGACUCGACUACAUACCACGCAUACACUCGCAGCGGUGGCCAUUUACCGCGAUCAGACUGGAGGAGAAAGAACGUUGAUGACCUCAUCCAACGCUUAUACGCUGGAAUCAAAGCUACGAAGCGCCACGUCAAGUUUGGUCUGAGUCCAUUUGGGAUCUGGAAAGCUGGCGUUCCUUCAGGAAUACAUGGAUUUUCGUCCUAUUCGGGCCAGUACGCCGACAGUCGGAAGUGGUUCGACGAAGGGUGGGUGGACUACAUGACUCCCCAGCUGUACUGGCAGAUUGAUCCCCCUCAACAGAGCUUCACCCACCUGAUGGACUGGUGGUUGGAGCAGAACACCCACAAGCACCACUUCUACGCUGGUAGUUACGCUGGUAACGUUGUUCACAAGCACUGGCCCGUGGAAGAGAUCAGAAGACAAGUGGAGGAGACCAGAAGAAGAUCCGACAAGCUCAGUCUCGGCGAUGUGUUCUUCAGCGCAAAAUACUUCAGAGACAACAGCAAAGGUCUCUCCGACAUGUUCAAGACGCAGCUGUACACGUCUCCCGCUCUGGCCCCGGUUAUGACGUGGCUGACGACGUCCACCCCACAAGCGCCAUCUGGUGUCACGGUGUCAACAGGGAAGGUAAACUGGCAGGCGGACACCACGGGUGAAGUCAGAUCGUGGGCAGUGUACAGGUUUGCUGCCGACUACUGGAACCUGAUCAAGGUCUUUAACAAUGCAACGCUCAGCUUUGCUCCUGACCAUGUUGGAAGGUACGCUGUUACCGCCGUCGACAGGCUGUCCAGUGAAAGUGACGGGGUCGUCGUCUCUGUCGAAGCAAGCCACAUAAUUGGAUGAUGUAAAAACACAUGUCUCGAGUCUCACCUAGUCCUGUCCUGUUUGUAUGUUGGGAUAAAAUUAAAGUUUGGUUUGUUCAACAACA
Gigantopelta aegis is the source of this 1707-nucleotide messenger RNA. RefSeq names its product glycosyl hydrolase YngK-like. The transcript has 4 exons. NCBI's taxonomy places the organism in Eukaryota, Metazoa, Mollusca, Gastropoda, Neomphalida, Peltospiridae. The coding region runs from base 153 to 1622 and encodes 489 amino acids. The record is from RefSeq and is a predicted model, not a curated record.